AUGCCUCGUCAGGAACGUCACCACAAGGAGCGUGUCGUCUACGACGACGAUCCGCACUAUGACGAUUAUGCAAACGAGCGCCCCAAAGCCUCCCGCCGCGUCUCUCGUAAUAUCCACGAUCAUGAUACGGGCGGCGGGGGCCACCGUCGCAGCAGCCGCCGGCACGAUUCCUACAGCCCCGUCGGCCCCGUUCGCGCCCGACCCGAAAGCUACGGCCGGCCUCCUGGUCGAAGGCACGAGACAUAUUCCGAGUACUCUGACAGCGGGGACGAGAGGCCUCGUCGACGAAGCCACGGGCAGAGCAGCAGCCGCCGGAAGGACAGCAAGGCGUCGGGGUCGUCGAGGGGGCCUGACCGGAACGAUGCUGACAAGGUUGCGAUUAUACAAGCUGCUGCUACGGCGGCCGUCGUGGCGGGCGCGAGUGAGGCCUGGAGGAUGAGGAAAGAGAAGACGUCGUGGUCGAGAAAGGGGACCAGGAUGGCGACGGCCGCAGCGGGUGCUGCGGCUAUCGCGGCGUUCAAUAACAAUACCAAUGGGCAGCACGGAUCUAAAGACGGGGGUGGGAUCAAGAAUAAUACGAUCCAGGCCACACUGGGAGGCUUGCUGGUGAACCGGCUCGCCAACGGGGUCGGCAAGAAGUAA
This is a messenger RNA of Colletotrichum orchidophilum, 642 nucleotides long. RefSeq lists its product as uncharacterized. The transcript has a single exon. NCBI's taxonomy places the organism in Eukaryota, Fungi, Ascomycota, Sordariomycetes, Glomerellales, Glomerellaceae. The record is from RefSeq and is a predicted model, not a curated record. Bases 1 to 642 code for a protein of 213 amino acids.